UACGCAGAGGCGCACUCUGAUAGGCUGAGGGAUGGUCCCCGCCACCGUUGCCGGGAGCUGACGUGUCUUUCGGGCGUCGAGUGGACUUUCCUCUGAGUGGAAGUGAGAAAGUGAGUGGCCAGAGUGGCCCGUAAUCUAGUCGGACCGCGAGGAAAACAGAAGGACCGCCGCCAACAUGGGCAUAAAAUUCCUUGAAGUUAUCAAACCAUUCUGUGCGGUGUUACCAGAAAUCCAAAAGCCAGAAAGAAAGAUUCAGUUUAGAGAAAAAGUACUAUGGACAGCGAUUACACUCUUCAUCUUCUUAGUCUGCUGCCAGAUUCCUUUAUUUGGUAUCAUGUCCUCAGACUCCGCAGAUCCUUUCUACUGGAUGAGAGUUAUUUUGGCUUCAAACAGAGGUACACUGAUGGAACUUGGUAUUUCGCCGAUUGUCACAUCUGGUCUCAUCAUGCAGCUUCUGGCAGGUGCAAAGAUUAUUGAAGUUGGUGACACUCCCAAAGACAGAGCUCUUUUCAAUGGAGCACAGAAACUUUUUGGUAUGAUCAUCACUAUUGGACAAGCCAUUGUGUAUGUCAUGACCGGGAUGUAUGGAGAUCCAUCAGAAAUGGGAGCAGGCAUCUGUCUACUGAUCAUUAUCCAGUUGUUUGUUGCUGGGCUGAUUGUGUUGCUGCUGGAUGAACUGCUGCAGAAAGGAUAUGGUCUUGGAUCUGGUAUCUCUCUCUUCAUCGCUACAAACAUCUGUGAGACCAUCGUGUGGAAAGCUUUCAGCCCAACCACAGUGAACACUGGAAGAGGGACAGAGUUUGAGGGAUCAAUCAUUGCCUUGUUUCAUCUGCUGGCCACACGGCAGGACAAAGUCCGUGCUCUUCGUGAAGCCUUUUACCGUCAGAACCUGCCAAAUCUGAUGAACCUCAUUGCCACCAUCUUUGUUUUUGCAGUAGUGAUAUACUUCCAGGGCUUCAGGGUGGAUCUGCCAAUCAAGUCUGCCCGUUACCGUGGACAAUACAACACCUAUCCCAUCAAGCUUUUCUACACAUCAAAUAUUCCUAUCAUCCUCCAGUCUGCUCUAGUUUCCAACCUCUACGUCAUCUCUCAGAUGUUGUCUACAAGAUUCAGUGGCAACUUUCUAGUCAAUCUGUUGGGGACAUGGUCUGAUAACACAGGUGGUGGUCCAGCCCGUGCGUAUCCGGUUGGAGGUCUGUGCUAUUACCUCUCCCCUCCAGAAUCAUUCGGUUCGGUGUUGGAUGACCCUGUUCAUGCGGUGAUUUAUAUUGUCUUCAUGUUGGGCUCUUGUGCGUUCUUCUCCAAGACCUGGAUCGAGGUGUCUGGUUCUUCUGCCAAAGAUGUAGCCAAACAGCUGAAAGAACAGCAGAUGGUGAUGCGAGGACACAGAGACACCUCAAUGGUCCAUGAACUUAACAGGUAUAUUCCCACUGCUGCAGCUUUUGGAGGCCUGUGCAUUGGUGCACUGUCUGUACUUGCUGACUUUCUGGGAGCCAUAGGCUCUGGGACUGGUAUCUUAUUGGCAGUGACCAUCAUUUACCAGUACUUUGAGAUCUUCGUGAAAGAGCAGAGUGAAGUGGGAAGCAUGGGAGCCCUGCUCUUCUAAGUGUGCUGACUCUUCUAUCCUUUUUUUGAGUGUUUGACAGAGUGUCCAGGUGAGAGAUUUCUGAAUUAUCACAGCAGGGAAGAACAUUUCUGAACCCUUUCUCACCCAGGGUAACUUGUUUUAUUUUGCAAAUUAACUGCUCUGAGUGGUUUAGGGUUAAUUCUGCUUUUCAUUGCUUUUGAUAUCAAGAGCUAAAAAAAGCAUUUUUUGGAAUUGGUUUUGUUUAAAUUAUGGUUAAGAGCACAAAUUUCCACCAUGGGAAAGGUGUGUAUGCAUGUGGAGUGUGUCUGUGUGUGUGUUUGUGUGUGUGUGUGAACCUGUGUGUAUUCUUUAACUGAUUGAAAAUUGGAACUAAAAGAUCCAGAUUGAAUUGACAUUCUUUUUGAAUUGAAAAUUCUCAUUGCCUCAGUGGAAGGUACAUGUGUUAUCAGGUAUCCAGAUCAGGUGGUCUCUGGUUUGCUCUUUGAUCAGUUGCUGGCCUCGUAACUGGAAUAGUGUAGUGGACAGUCCUGAUAAGAACAUCAGGCAACACUCCUCAACUGUUAUCCACAGCCAUUGACUGGGAAAGUGUGUAGAUGUCACAGAGAUCAGGCUCAGAUCCUGCUCUGAUGCAACUUGAGAUCAAAGUAGCAGUAUUGAAGCUCAGCUCUGAUAUAGAGGGCUUGUAACCAUGGGCUGAUACCCGAACAGAGUUGGCCUCCUGGAAAGAAGGGGAGAAGACUGAACUGAACAUCGCAGCUUUGUCCUGGAUGUGGUAUGUCAGGAGGUCUGUGUAUUAAACUAUCCACCUACAAAUGUUCAGUAUCAUAUUAGGGUGCUGUUAAUUUACGUCUUUCCUAGUUGCUGUCUGUUGCCUCUUUUGUUAAGAUGUGGCCAGUACGGCUACAACAAGAGUUGAUUCCUUUCUAUUUAGAAAAGGCGUGAUCAUCUCCAUUAACACUGAUAUCACUAAAUGUCACUGUGCAGGAUUUGAUAGUGGAUGCACCAGCAAAUUUAUUGGCAUUUCUAAGGUUAGGAGUAGUGGGAGGUGCAAAUCUCCUCUUUGUAUUGCUAGUAUUUGGUAUAACAGCAGUUGGGUGCUGGAUGUAGAAUUGAUUAGCUUUUUAAACGGGAAUGGUUGAACCUUAAGGUGCACGCAUGAGUUCUUUUGAUUUGAAACUUGAGUUUAAAUAAAAUAACAUUUGAUAUGUAGCUUCUUAGGAUUUUUUUCUGCUGCUUUGUUCCCUUUCCCAUUAGUUGAGAAAGUAAUUGGAGUUUCUGUGAAUUUUUAAUUUCAAUCCUCGUUGGGCCCGUGUGUGUGUGUGUGUGUGUGUGUGUGUGUGUGUGGCGCGUUACCUGCUCCUGAUUAUUCUUCACCGCAUCUUGUUGUAUUGCGUUUGGACAUAUCAGGACAACUUACAAUGCUCAGUCUCUCUUUGGUCAAAUAGUCCAAGUUCAUGCAGGAGGAAUGGCCACAUGGGAGAAUGCAAGGUGACGUUACAGUUCUCUCUCCUGGGGAGGGUUGCGAAUGGCUGGUAUUCUGAGCACAUUUGAAAGUGCUGGGGCCCGUUAGUAAAUUUGCUGGUGCCUGUCUCCAAACCUCCUUUUUAAGUCAUUAGUUUUGUACAUAAUUCUCAGCACCUGUAUCAAAACCAAUGUUCCUGUACCCUGUUGUGAUAAUGAUAUUUUGAAAGGCUCUCUUGCUGAACAGUGUAAAACCAUUUCUGGAUUUCUCUUUCAACUCAUAGUUCCAGUUUUG
Molecule: messenger RNA, 3344 nt
Organism: Rhincodon typus (whale shark)
Lineage: Eukaryota; Metazoa; Chordata; Chondrichthyes; Orectolobiformes; Rhincodontidae
Product: protein transport protein Sec61 subunit alpha-like 1
Exons: 12
Coding region: 176-1606 (476 amino acids)
Biological process (GO): SRP-dependent cotranslational protein targeting to membrane, translocation; post-translational protein targeting to membrane, translocation
Cellular component (GO): membrane; Sec61 translocon complex
Molecular function (GO): ribosome binding; signal sequence receptor activity; transmembrane protein transporter activity
Source: RefSeq, a predicted model, not a curated record